CCUCUGUUGUUUUCCCCCUUCGCAUUCACACAGCUCCUCAGAGCGAAAGUGAGACGCAGAACUUAAACUACGACUUUUCUUCUUCCGCGUGACGACUUUCGUGGUUGUUUUUCGUCGACUGGGAGUUUGUGGUUUGUCGUUCCACGAUGGUGAAAGUGUCUUUUAACUCGGCCUUUUCACAAAAAGAUGUGAAAAAGGACGCGGAAACGCUGAUAGCCGAGGAGGACAAAGACGCCGAGGCCGCCCUGCCGGUGCGUCACCAGUCCCGGACCUGGUGCUGGUGCAUGUGUCUGGGCGUGGCCCUCAUGCUGUCAGGGAUGGUGGUGGGCGGGGCCUACCUCUACCGCUACUACAUCCUGGAGGUCAGCGUCUCGCCGUGGCGGACACGGCACAGUGAGUGCGCGGGCGGGUUCGGGGUGGACUCUCACACUGUGCUUCCUCUUGUGCAGGACGACGAGGUGUUUGUGUGCGAGGUCAACUACCUCGAGGAGGACCUCACCAUCACCGAGUUUGACCAGGUGGAGGUGGCGCUUCCGAUCCCACUCCGGCAGCUGGAGGAGAGAAUCCGGGUGCUGGAGCAGGAACAGGUGGAGCUCAUCAACGUGCCGGUGCCCGAGUUUGAGGACGGAGACCCCGCAGACAUUGUCCACGACUUCCAGCGGAGACUGACCGCCUACCUGGACCUGAGCCUGAACAAGUGCUACGUCAUCUCGCUCAACACCUCCAUCGUCAUGCCCCCGCGGGACUUGCUGGAGCUGUUGGCCAACAUCAAGGCCGGUACCUACCUCCCGCAGUCCUACCUGGUGCAGGAGGAGAUGGUGGUGACGGAGCGCCUGGAGCACGUGGAGCAGAUGGGCCAAUUCAUCCACAGCCUGUGUCGCGGCAAGGAAACCUUCAAGCUGCACCGCCGGGACAGGAUUCUGGGUAUGCAGAAGCGGGAGGUUCUCAACUGCCGCAAGAUUCGCCACUUUGAGAACAAGUUUGUGGUGGAGACUCAGAUCUGUGAGCUUUAAGACGCCUCGCGGCCGCUCUCGGCUUCGAUGCUGUGCGGAGAGAUUGUGGUUUUGUUAUUUCCUAUCUUCACAUGUUUUUUUUUUUUUUUUUUUGUGAAGCGUACGAUAAAACCCACCGUGGCAUUGUUUGGGGAGCUUUGCUGUCAUUUCAUGCAGCUUAGCAAAUUGUAAUACAGGUCAUUUAUUUCAGUGUAUCGUCAAGACAGGGUGACGUCCUUUUUUACUUUCCUGCUGUAGCAUUAACACUAUUAACACUGUUUGUUUUUCUUUUGCUUUUUUCUGAUUACUAUUCUUAAUUAACUGGACUUGUUUUUCUCUUUCCUUUUUUAAAAAUAUUAAAAUACGUUAGGUGGGGGACAAGAUUUCUAAAGUUGCACAUGUAAUCAUGUUUAUUUCCAGUGUAUUUUGAAAAAAUUGACGAGUCUUGUACUAAUUUGUAUGUAUAUGUGUGUGUGAGCGUGUGUGUAGCAUGUGUGGAUAAUCUUUGGAGAGAUGAACAGUCCAAUUACAAAUAUACAAAAACA
Doryrhamphus excisus (bluestripe pipefish) is the source of this 1537-nucleotide messenger RNA. NCBI's taxonomy places the organism in Eukaryota, Metazoa, Chordata, Actinopteri, Syngnathiformes, Syngnathidae. The record is from RefSeq and is a predicted model, not a curated record.